Heteronotia binoei (common prickly gecko) is the source of this 1540-nucleotide messenger RNA. RefSeq names its product zinc finger protein 501-like. Lineage: Eukaryota; Metazoa; Chordata; Lepidosauria; Squamata; Gekkonidae. Gene Ontology annotation, molecular function: DNA-binding transcription repressor activity, RNA polymerase II-specific. Gene Ontology annotation, biological process: negative regulation of transcription by RNA polymerase II. The record is from RefSeq and is a predicted model, not a curated record. Bases 287 to 1540 code for a protein of 417 amino acids. The transcript has a single exon.
UCCCUUUCUUUCAGCAGGAAGCAAGUGGCAGUCAGCAAAUGAAACAGAAGAACAGGUGUUGGUGGGAAAAGAGGAUACAUAUUCAGAUGUGAAAGAGGAGUUUGAAUAUCUGGACGCGCCAAGGAAGCAAGAGGGAAAAUACUCAUCUAAAGGGAGGAAUAGUUCUCGUCUUUUACAAGAGCAUGACUUCGUAUGGCAAGAAAUAUGUCAAGGAGACAACAGGAAUGAGUGCACUGGAAGCAGGGAAAAUUUCCCUGAAAUAUCAGUCAUUAAUAUUCAGCUGCUGAUGUGUAAAGGAAAAAAUAUAUAUAUAUGCCAGGAGGGUGGGGAAAAUUUCUGGCAGAGAAUGCACCUGACCUCCCAUCAAAGAGACACAGGGGAGAAACCAUAUAAAUGUCUGGAGUGUGGGAAAAGCUUCAGUAAGAGUUCCAGACUUAAAUCCCAUCAAAGAAUUCACUCAGGAGAGAAACCAUACAAAUGCCUGGAGUGUGGGAAAAGCUUCAUUGACAGUUCCAGUCUUACCUCCCAUCAAAGAAUUCACUCAGGAGAGAAACCAUACAAAUGCCUGGAGUGUGGGAAAAGCUUCAGACACAGUUCCACUCUAACUUCCCAUCGAAGAAUUCACACAGGGGAGAAACCAUACAAAUGUCUGGGGUGUGGGAAAAGCUUUAGUUCAAGUUCAUACCUUAGUUCCCACCAAAAAAUCCAUGCAAUGGAGAAUCUAUAUAAAUGCCUGGAAUGUGGGAAAAGUUUCAGUCAGAAUUCCAGUCUUACUUUCCAUCAAAGAAUUCACACAGGGGAGAAACCAUAUAAAUGCCUAGAGUGUGGGAAAAGCUUCAGUCAGAGUUCCAAUCUUACUUCCCAUCAAAGAAUUCACACAGGGGAGAAACCAUGUAAAUGUCUGGAGUGUGGAAAAGAUUUCAGGAGAAGUGGACACCUUACUGUCCAUCAAAAAAUUCACAGAGGUGAAAAACCAUAUAAAUGCAUGGAGUGUGGAAAAAGCUUCAAUGAACGUUACAGUCUCACUGCCCAUCAAAGAAUACACACAGGGGAGAAACCAUAUAAAUGUAGGGAAUGCGGGAAAAGCUUUACAGACAGUUCCAGUCUUACUUCCCAUCAUAGAAUUCACACAGGGGAGAAACUGUACAAAUGCCUGGAGUGUGGGAAAAGCUUCUGCCAAAGUUCCAGUCUGACUUCCCAUCAAAGAAUUCACACAGGGGAGAAACCAUACAAAUGUGUGGACUGCGGAAAAAGCUUUGGUCGCAGUAACGUUCUCACUUGCCACCGAAGAACUCACACAGGGGAGAAACCAUACAAAUGCCUGGAGUGUGAGAAAAGCUUCAGUCAGAGAUCACACCUUCGUGUCCAUCAGAGAAUUCACACAGGGGAGAAACCAUACACAUGCCUCAAAUGUGGGAAAGGCUUCAGGACAUGUGGACACCUCACUGUCCAUCAAGACAGGUUCCCAGCUUUUCACAUGCUCGAUGCCACAGCAGUCCGCUGCAGUGUCAGAGGCUGGGGCCCUUCCUCUUUAUCCUAA